Molecule: messenger RNA, 1821 nt
Organism: Glarea lozoyensis ATCC 20868
Lineage: Eukaryota; Fungi; Ascomycota; Leotiomycetes; Helotiales; Helotiaceae
Product: Voltage-gated potassium channel
Exons: 2
Coding region: 1-1821 (606 amino acids)
Biological process (GO): potassium ion transmembrane transport; stabilization of membrane potential
Cellular component (GO): membrane
Molecular function (GO): potassium ion leak channel activity
Source: RefSeq, a predicted model, not a curated record
AUGGCGAAAAGGGUCCGUUUUUCUGUUGCCCAGCCUGUGACGAUCGUCGGAUGGUACAUCUCAUCCUUUGCACUGGUAGCUCUUACAUCUUGCGUGAGAGGCCCUCUAGCUAUCGAGCCCAAGGAAAAUCAUGCCUUCUCCCAAGCAUUCUACUAUGCCAUAUUUGCAGCAGGAUUGUAUUUCAUCGUAGCGAGCCUCAUGCUUGUCACGGUUUAUGGAGCUUACAAGGGACACUAUGACAAGGACUUUCAACUUACGAUGUCUCAACGUACACUUAUGUUACAGACCAUCAGCUUUCUGGUAUAUCUCCUAUCAGGAGCUGCCGUGUUUGCUCGUGUUGAAGGAUGGAAAUUCCAAGACGCGGUUUACUUCGCAGAUUUUACAUUACUUACAGUUGGUAUUGGUGAUAUCACACCUACCACACAUACGGGCCGAAGUCUCCUUUUUCCGUACGCUAUUGGAGGUAUCAUAAUUUUGGGUCUUGUAAUUGGUUCUAUCCGCUCUUUGGUUCUCGAUCGGGGAAAAGUCAAAAUGGGAGCGCGAAUGGUUGAGAAAGAGCGUCGCAGACUUCUCAAGAAAUUACAGAAGAAAGAAAAGGACGAGAUCCUCAACCCUAUCAAGGACGAGAAACGACCAUCUCUCUCGCGAAAUUCGACCAGAACUGUGGACAACCACCCUGAGCUUCUUACCGAGCGCCAAAGACGGCAUCAAGAAUUCAAGUUGAUGCGAAAAAUUCAAGCUAGUGCCCAGAAAAAGCGACGCUGGACUUCACUUGUUAUAUCUGGUACGAUAUGGAUGGCACUCUGGUUCGUCGGUGCAGCUAUAUUCCAACAGAGUGAAAAGAGUCAAGGUUGGAGUUACUUCGUCUCCAUGUACUUUGCCUACACGUCGCUCCUUACAAUCGGCUAUGGUGACUACUACCCUACCUCCAACAGCGGCAAAGCAUUCUUCGUAUUCUGGUCACUUCUUGCGAUUCCUAGUCUCACUAUCCUCAUCAGCAACAUGGGCGAUACAAUCAUCAAGGGAAUCCGUGAUCUUACGCUCUGGAUCGGAAAUUUCACCGUGCUGCCUGGCGAAAAGGGCGUAAGACUAAAUCUGAUGGAAACAGCCCACAAACUUACAAGAGGGAAAUGGUUCCAUUCCAAAAUCCAAGAAAUGCCCCCUGGAAUACUGGGAGAAUCCAAACGCCGGUCUUCAGCCUCUUCUUCCCAGCACGAAGGUACUGGAGGAGGUCACAUAAAAGAUGACCCCGAAUCCGCAGCGCAACGCAUAAACUCAGAUCUCGCUCUUAUCGAAGAAAAGAACGCCCACGAACGUGGCCGUAAAAACGACCCGUUACCUAGAAGUAAACAUCACUAUCAUCUCCUGCUUAUCAGGGAGAUAUCGAGUGUCAUGCGCCAUAUCAGAUCUACGCCACCGCGUAAAUACACCUUUGAGGAGUGGGCAUGGUAUCUUAAACUCGCAGGAGAGAAUGAGGAUGAUGCUGAUCACCACAGACGAGCGGCGGGCGGAAAACUCACAGAAGAGAGACUGGAGAAUGCUGGAGGCGUUGAGGGCGAGGGAAUGGGAGGUGCUGGGGGUGGUCAGGAAGCUGGGGAGAAGAAGAGUAAAUGGAGUUGGGUUGGAAAGCGGAGCCCUCUUAUGGGGAAUAAAGAGGAAGCGGAAUGGGUGCUUGAGAGGUUGACGAAGAGGUUGGAAGGAGAACUGGAGUGGAUCAGUAAGGAGGAGGCUAGGAAAAGUAGUCAUGGUAGUGGUUCGGGUGAGGGCAGUGGUGGGAUUAAGAGGAGGAGGUCUAAGUUCAAGGAGGACUUGGAAAGGUAA